Messenger RNA from Ailuropoda melanoleuca (giant panda), 8220 nucleotides. RefSeq names its product cadherin 6 (gene CDH6). Gene Ontology annotation, biological process: cell-cell junction assembly; multicellular organism development; calcium-dependent cell-cell adhesion. The record is from RefSeq and is a predicted model, not a curated record. The coding region runs from base 354 to 2726 and encodes 790 amino acids. Gene Ontology annotation, cellular component: adherens junction; plasma membrane; catenin complex. Gene Ontology annotation, molecular function: calcium ion binding; beta-catenin binding; cadherin binding. The transcript is spliced from 12 exons. NCBI's taxonomy places the organism in Eukaryota, Metazoa, Chordata, Mammalia, Carnivora, Ursidae.
GCCUCUCUAACAAAGUCCUCCUCUCUUUGCUCCCUCCCACUUCAUUCACUUGCAAAUCAGUGUGUGCCCACAAGAGCCAGCUCUCCCGAGCCCGUAACCUUCCCAUCCCGAGAGCUGCAGUUUCAGCCGCGGCAGCAAGAACAGCAGAGCCCGCGACCGCAGAAGCAGCGGAGGCAGGAGCUGCCUGGGCGGGUCGCAGGGUCUCCCCGGGCAGGCGAGCAGAGAUACCCUCUGAGAGCCAAGCAAAGAACAUUAAGGAAGAGAGGAGGAACGAUGCUGAAAACCGUGCAGUGAAAAAAGACAUUUCAAGGAGCAGGGUACCCACUACCCAGAGACUGGACUGUGGCAUCAGAAUGAGAACUUACCGGUACUUCUUGCUACUCUUUUGGGUUGGUCAGCCCUACCCAACUUUCUCAACCCCAUUAUCUAAGAGGACUAGUGGUUUCCCGGCAAAGAAAAGGGCCCUGGAGCUCUCUGGAAACAGCAAAAAUGAGCUGAACCGUUCAAAAAGGAGCUGGAUGUGGAAUCAGUUCUUUCUCCUGGAGGAAUAUACGGGAUCCGAUUAUCAGUAUGUGGGCAAGUUACAUUCAGACCAGGAUAGAGGAGAUGGAUCACUUAAAUAUAUCCUUUCAGGAGAUGGAGCAGGAGAUCUCUUCAUUAUCAAUGAAAACACAGGGGAUAUACAGGCCACCAAGAGGCUGGACAGGGAAGAAAAACCUGUUUACAUCCUUCGAGCUCAAGCUAUAAAUAGAAGGACAGGGAGGCCCGUGGAGCCCGAAUCCGAAUUCAUCAUCAAGAUCCAUGACAUCAAUGACAAUGAACCAAUAUUUACCAAGGAUGUUUACACGGCCACUGUUCCCGAAAUGUCUGAUGUUGGCACAUUUGUUGUCCAAGUCACUGCAACUGAUGCUGAUGAUCCAACUUAUGGGAACAGUGCUAAAGUUGUGUAUAGUAUCCUACAGGGGCAGCCCUAUUUUUCAGUUGAAUCAGAAACAGGUAUCAUCAAGACAGCUUUGCUCAACAUGGAUCGAGAAAACAGGGAGCAGUACCAAGUGGUGAUUCAAGCCAAGGAUAUGGGUGGCCAGAUGGGGGGAUUAUCUGGGACCACCACAGUGAAUAUCACGCUGACUGAUGUCAACGACAACCCUCCCCGGUUUCCCCAGAGUACAUACCAGUUUAAAACCCCUGAAUCUUCACCACCGGGUACACCAAUUGGCAGGAUCAAAGCCAGCGAUGCUGACAUGGGAGAAAAUGCUGAAAUUGAGUACAGCAUUACAGAGGGAGAGGGGCUGGACAUGUUUGAUGUCGUCACCGACCAGGAAACCCAGGAAGGGGUUAUUACUGUCAAAAAGCUCUUGGACUUUGAAAAGAAGAAAGUGUACACCCUCAAGGUGGAAGCCUCCAAUCCUCAUGUUGAACCCCGCUUUCUCUACCUGGGUCCGUUCAAAGAUGCAGCCACAGUCAGAAUUAUGGUGGAAGAUGUGGAUGAGCCCCCCGUCUUCAGCAAACUGGCCUACAUCCUACAGAUAAGAGAAGAUGCUCAGAUAAACACGACAAUAGGCUCAGUCACAGCCCAAGAUCCAGACGCUGCCAGGAAUCCUGUCAAGUAUUCUGUUGAUCGACACACAGAUAUGGACAGAAUAUUCAACAUAGAUUCUGGGAAUGGUUCGAUUUUUACAUCGAAACUUCUUGACCGAGAAACAUUGCUGUGGCACAACAUUACAGUGAUAGCAACAGAGAUCAAUAAUCCAAAGCAAAGCAGCCGAGUCCCUCUAUAUAUUAAAGUUCUAGAUGUCAAUGAUAAUGCCCCAGAAUUUGCUGAAUUCUAUGAAACCUUUGUCUGCGAAAAAGCAAAAGCAGAUCAGUUGAUUCAGACCCUACGAGCCGUUGACAAAGAUGACCCUUACAGCGGGCACCAAUUCUCAUUCUCUUUGGCCCCCGAAGCAGCCAGUGGCUCAAACUUUACCAUUCAAGACAACAAAGAUAACACGGCAGGAAUCUUAACUCGGAAAAAUGGCUAUAACAGACAUGAGAUGAGCACCUAUUUCCUGCCUGUGGUGAUUUCAGACAAUGACUACCCAGUCCAAAGCAGCACUGGGACAGUGACUGUCCGGGUCUGUGCAUGUGACCACCAUGGGAACAUGCAGUCCUGCCACGCGGAGGCCCUCGUGCACCCCACGGGACUGAGCACGGGAGCCCUGAUCGCCAUCCUUCUGUGCAUCGUGACCCUACUAGUGACAGUGGUGUUGUUUGCAGCUUUGAGACGGCAGCGGAAAAAAGAACCUUUGAUCAUAUCCAAAGAGGACAUCAGAGACAACAUUGUCAGUUACAACGACGAAGGUGGUGGAGAGGAGGACACCCAGGCCUUUGAUAUCGGCACCCUGAGGAAUCCCGAAGCCAUAGAGGACAGCAAAUUGCGCAGGGACAUCGUGCCCGAGGCCCUUUUUCUCCCCCGACGGACUCCAGCAGCUCGUGACAACACAGACGUUCGGGAUUUCAUUAACCAAAGGUUAAAGGAGAAUGACACGGACCCCACCGCCCCGCCCUACGACUCCUUGGCCACCUACGCCUAUGAGGGCACCGGCUCGGUGGCCGAUUCGCUGAGCUCGCUGGAGUCGGUGACCACGGAUGGAGACCAGGACUACGACUACCUUAGUGACUGGGGCCCUCGGUUCAAAAAGCUCGCAGACAUGUACGGAGGCGUGGACAGUGACAAAGAUUCUUAAUGCGUUGCCUUUUUCAUUUUCCAGUACCACACCGAAAUAGGUGAAGUGGCUCUUUCUCUCUACUUUAUCCACCGCUCCGUGAAGGGUUCUCUGUUCCACCCGUUUCAAACGUCAAUGGCUGCAGUCCGUGUGGAUCCAAUGUUAGAGACUUUUUUCUAGUACACUUUUAUGAGCUUCCAAGAGGCAAAUGUUUAUUUUUUAGCGCAUCCAGUUAACCAUGUCAGUCAGCCCAACAGGCCCCCUGCUGGAGGAGAGCACCAGGAGUGGUAUUUUCCCUUGUUCUCUUAGGGCAAGUUCAAAACAUACUCGGUUUCCCCUGGUCUCCCUGCUACACUCCAUUGAUUCAGGUCAGCGGGCGGCUCUGGCUGUACAUUUCACAUGCUAACGGGAUGAGGGACUGUGCUUUAAUGAUAAAAAAUAUAGUUUUAGUAAGAGAAAUGAGGGAGAAACAACUGUGAAGUUGGUCCUGGUAUAAGAGCUCACAAGGAGAUAAUGAACUAUAUAUAUGGGUGUGUAUUAUGGGUGUGUCCUAAAGAAUUCAAAAUGGCAUUUGCCAGUCCUGUUUGUUCUUCGAGAACUUUAUCUGCCACCAAUGACUAUUCAAAACAUCAAAUCCACCAACAUUUUAUGAUUCUUGUUCCUCUUUUGGACUAGAAGCAAACUAAAUGGUAACAUUCAAAAACAACAAACAAAAUGUAAUACCUCAUUCCUUGACACUAACUCAUAAUUUGUUAUAUAUUAAACCUGCAAAAGUUUGCCCUUGUACCAUAUAAAGAGAAAGGGAAAAUAGCUAAUGAUGUUAAACAAAGGAAAUAUUUAGCAUAUUUUAAAGUUCGGGCCACCAAAUGUACCACAGGUCACAUAAAAUUAUUUCAACCAUCAGUAGGCUAAUUACAAAUAAGUCUAAUUGUUUAAAAUUCUUGAAGGAACUUUUCUGAGACAAAUUUUAACUCCUUGUCUGUAGUUGUUGUCAGUAUUAUUCCAAUAUACUUGAAAGUAGCAGUGUGAAGUACAAUAAUUCAUAUUCUUCAGAUACUUCGUACACAAUUAAGUUGCAUUAGUAAAGAUAGAUUAAAUAAAACUCAAAUCCCGCCCUCCGAGUUUAAUGGGGAAAGAGAGCCAGCCACACUUGAACUUGAAACCCUGUCCUUCACAUCUGGAAACAUUUAUAUAUUUAUAUGACAUGAUAGAUAUAGAUAUAUUAUUGAGAUCAUAGUGAAAAACUACAUAGUACAUGUUUGGAAGACGCUUAUGAAGGGAAAAAUUCUAUUCCCUUUAAUAAGAGUGUUUAAGAUUGUAUCAAAAUGAUAGUUGACUUUCAAAAGCAUUAAUAUUUUUUCAUUGUUUUUAACUUUGUUGCUACGGCAACCUUGCCAUCCUUGUCUUUGAACUAAUGAUAAAGUAAUGGUUUCAAACUACAACAGAAAAGUAAUGUACAAUCCAUCCAAUCUAUUAUUUCUCUAAUUAUGCAAUUAGCAUCAUAGUUAUUAUUCAGAGGACCCAACUGAACUGAACUAAUCCUUUUGGCAGGUUCAAAUCAUUUAUUUCAUAUGGCUGUUCUAAUGAUUUGUAUCAUUAGAAUCUUACAUUGUGCAGUCAUCAGAAAAUUCCAAAGUACUGUAACAAAAACAUCGUUGUUUUGAAAACUUAAAAAAAAAAAAAGCAAACCCAGGCUCUGUGUGUAUAUAUAUAUAUAUAUAUAUAUAAAAAUAUAUAUUAUGUACUUAAGAAUAUGCUGACUUCAAUUAUUAGUCUUAGGGAUUUAUUUUCAAUUAAUGUUAAUUUUCUACAGAUAAUGUUAUUUCCAUUUGGGGAUACUGUCAUAUUAGUACAUACUUUCUAUUUGGAAACAUACAGUUGUUAAGUUUAAAUAGGUGUAUUACCCAGGAAGUAAAGACAGCACACCUUUAAAAUAAGAGAAAUGUAGUCUUUUGGGUUACCCAGUUAGAGUGAAAAAGUUUUACAACCAUAUUCUUCCUUGUGUUUCCUGGUUUCCUAUUUUGUAAUGGACUUCCCUGUGUACUAACAAGUAUUUCAUGUUUUCAGGGUUUUCUUUUGUUAGUUCUUCAUACACAUACACACACACACACACACACAGGAAUGCAAACAAAAUACUACAGGAGGGUUUCAGUAUAAUGAAUAUCAUAGUCACAGUUAAGUUUUGAAAAAAGAUAGCUUAGUAAAGUUAAUUAGUAAGAACUAGUUAUUUAUAGCAAUAGAACACCACCUUAAUCACAUGACUUACUGUAAAAUUAAAGAGCUCUCUGUCCUUACAUUUCAUGUCAUGUAAUAAAUUCUAUCAAGAAAGAUAGUCCUGUAAAAAGAAAGAUAUCAUCAAAAGUCUUCCUUUUGAACUUUUGGGUUAAUUGGAAUGUCUGAGGGUCGACACUAGCAACUUCCAAUGUUUAAGGGUAAGGUUUAUUCUCUCCUCAUAAGUGAAAGUAAGUAGUUCUGUACUGGAAUAUUUGAGAUAUAAUUGGCAGGGUAUAUUAUCCCACCUUGAAGAUGGUACAGUGGGCCAAGAACAAGUUAAUAUGACUAAAUAUGGAAAUAACUGCUUAAUCUCUUACCACAAAACCUAUGAUGAAUCUCUAAGAAAUUGGAUAAUUUAAGACUAGAGCUGAAUAUUUAGUACUAGGGUCCUGUAUUUUACUAUAAUUAAUACUCUCUGAUGUCAUGGAAAUAAUGAGAGCCAUACUUCCAUGAUUCUGUGUGGGUCUCCCUUCCUUCCCACCAAGAUAUUGCAUCAAGGACCCCAGUCAAAUGAAUGAUUACAAGAGAAAAAAACUAGUUUUUGGCUCAGUUUUCACAAAGUCUCUGUCCUGAUAUUAGAUGUUAGUGACAAGAAGGAUGGAAGGAAAAUGGGAAGAGGUAAAAUUUAAUACUUGCUUUAGUCAUUAUGAAACUAAAAUUCCUUAAUUAUAAGCAGAUCACUUUUGUGGAUUUCUUCAAGGACUUUGAAGCCCUUCUAAAAUUUUUUUCCCCUCCAUUCAAAGGGGAGAGUUUCUUCAAACCACUAAGAUAUUCCCUAAAAUAAGCUGGGAUUUUUUAAAAUGUUAAACUAUCAUGCAUAAGUUUAUAACCCCUUCACUUCACAGCCACUUUCUGCUGAAAGGCAUAAACAUUUGUCCCCAAAUAAAAAAUGAAAUCAAAUGGGAGAAAAGAAAAGAUGAUUCCAUGGAACCAUAAGACAGGGGCUCUGGGCACAAUAAAUAAAUGUUUUUUACAGAGCUUUCUUAGCUUUACAGCUUAGUUGUAUAAAGGGAGUUUCAGAUACACAUUGACUCCAUUUUCAAAUGAAACAAAACCUGGCAAUUCAAUUUUAACUCAUUAAAAAAAAAAUUCUGGCUUAGUGUUCAUUUUGAGCUCCAAAAAAGUUGUACAAAAAUUUCUUAAAAGUUGAAUCUCUAUCUUAGAAACAUCCAAAUUUUACGAAUCCAAAUUAACUUUAGAAAGUUUCUAUUACUUCUAUUUCUAAAUGUAUAAAUGUUAGAUGUCCUGAUUUGCUGAGCAAUACCUUCCAUCAAAUGCUUUGCUUUGAAAUGGUAUUUCAUUGGAGAUAAUAAUGUAUAAGCUAUGAAUUAAGAAUUCCUCAAUUCUACAUACUUGAGGACCACAGAAGAAUGCAGCUGAAAGGGAAGAACAGAGUUGAUUCUUGGGCACAAACUAAGUAUUUAAAUCAGGCACACCUAAAUUCAUUUUCCCCAGGAACCAAACCACCAAAUCAAUUUUCUUACCCCAGUCACCAGUUUUAAAGCAAUAUAAUUACUUUGGAAGAAUGCUCUAGAAAGUCAUGAUCUCCCCCCUACGCACUAUUUUGAAAGGUAUCCUCUAAAAAGGGUCAUUUUUGUGUAAUUUUAUUUUUUAUGAUUUCCUCUAGAUGAAAUCUUUUUUGAAUUGUCACAGAGGAUUAAACAAACAUUUACAUGUUAACACUAAAAUCCAGCCCCCUCUAUCAGAUUAUAAGAGUGGAGAGAUUAAGACUUAGUGUAUGGAUCUUCAGGAAAAUGAAGUAUUUUCCAAAGUCUGACAAGCAGCUUUCUUUUCCAGAGAAUACAGAAUUACAGCAUGGUCUCCUUAAAAGUUCAGUGACUAUUACGUUUGCAGCAUUUUUAAUCUCCCUUUGGCAUCUUUAUGGAAUAGUUUUCUAAAGGGGCAAUUCUCUACUAAAAAACAUCAGACCCUGAUCAUAUUCAAUGGGCAGAGGAAUACCUUCUUAGAAAGGAAAUACAGUGACUCACACACUUGUGAAAAGUUAAUAAAGAGAUAGCUCAUUUUUAAAGCCAGAAGUUUAUGGCCUCUGCAUCGUCAAUUUAAUUUAAGCAUUGCUGAGACAAUCUUUAAUCUACUCCCCAUUUUGUAAUACCUUAUUUAUGAUGCAUUUUCAUUUUUUAAUUUGGGGGGAACGUUAGCCCGACAGAGCCAGCAGAUGAAAGUGCCAAAAGGAGGCCAAAUGGAAACAAAGCCUAUUACCCACUGUAUUUCAGACAGGACUGAGGCACUUAGCCCGAGAGCCACUGGGUUAUUAGAUUAAUUUCAAAAGAGCUUUUACAAGUUGCUUAAUUCCAAUUUUUUUUUAAACCCAUGGACCACAAACUCAAAUUUCUCUUCAAAUGGGGUUAAUUUGACAAAUGAGGCAUGGACCCAGCGUUGUGGAAAAAGCAUUCUGCUAUAAUGAGAUCUUGGUCUUUCUUGCGAGACUAUGUUAUUUAUGUAAAUAUGUCUAGAGGCACCUUCUAUAAGCUUUUAGUUUUCUAUGAUCUAUUAGUUUAGUGUUUAUUAAGGAAUCAAAUGUAUAGAAUUGCUAAGGCAUUCAGGGAGAAUGCUGCGUAGCAAAGCAGCCAAUCUGCUCAGAAGAAACGUAGGAAUGCUUCAAAACCAUCAUAUUGUUUUGUUUGUGAUUCUUUUCAUUGCUUUGAAAGUAAACUGCAUAAGAAUAGGCCUUAUAAUAAAUGCUACGUGCGUCUUCAGUAGUACCAAGCUAAGGCAAUUUGGCAUUCUCCUGCUGUGAUUUGUGAUUUUAAACCCAGAAAAUAAAAGCUUUUUGGUAUUGAUUGUUUUUAAUUAAAAAUACUCCCAAGUAUAAAUUGAAGCUAUUCCACCCUUGAAGAUUUCCUGGCUGUAAUGCUCAGUCAUACGGUUUUUCUCAGCAUCGCCUGUAUCCCUGGUGAUGAGAACACCUGACAGAAACCACCACUGCUCAGCUUUCAUCAACAUUUCUAGUUGGGGAGAUUUUCAUAACUUCACAGUUUACAUGAGAAAGUUUCCUGUAUUCGAAGGAGAGGUAAGACGAUUACCUUACAGCUCAGUGUGGCCAGGCCUUUUGUGGUAGUCAAAUGGCAAAGGCGUGCUCCUUGAAAUGGUUUCUUUUACUUUCCUUUGUUUUCUUAGACGUAUACAUUUGAAAAGAAUGCAAUUUAAAAAGUGAUUUCUCACAAAGAGUAAAUAUGCCUUUUGCAAAUCAAUUUUUGUAACAAGUUAUUUAUAUGAUAUU